AUGUGGAACGUCCCCGCCGGCACCGUGUGCGACGCGUGCGUCGACGCCGAGUUCUUCUGCAGGGAAGCGCUCGUCGCGCAUCCGAAUUCGACAAACCCCUUGGACGUCAACAAGCGGGAUUGCAUCUCCGUGUCCAUCUCGGAAGACGCGUGCACGAAAUUGGGGAAUAACUCGAAAUUGUACGAGUGGCGCGAGAGCGAAUGCCACCGCGACGUCAACGGAAUAGCGAAGGUACUCGUGGAUAACACCGCGCUGCCGGACAUGAUUUUGCCGUCUCAGUGGCCCGAGGACGACUGCACGUGCAGCUCGACGCACUGGGACUACGUGGGGGCCAUGAAGCGCGACUACGCCGGGCGGCCGUGCCUUGACGAGUGCCGCGUGCGUGGGACCAUGGAACCGCCCUACGGCUACGCGGGAGCGUCGUGCAUUCUCGACGGAUUCGCCGACGACAACGACGACGCGAAACAGCGGUGCUCGAUCCCCUCGUGCACCGCGGAUAGAUGCCACGAGAGGCGGAACACGUGGUCGCAGCGCGCAGAUAACGCCGUGAACUGCAAUUGCACCUCUCCUCUGGAAGUGCUGGUGCCGUGCGUGAAGACGCAGCGUCCGUUCGCGAACGUGGGGGGAAGAGACGCGCUGUGUGGGACGUGGUUCGACGUCGAAGUGGGAAAUUUUUCGCUCGAUCACCCGUCACCGGAUGGCUAUGAUCAUGAAGAUUGCCUCGUUGAUGAUGGCGCCACGAAGAUACUCCACCCGGAUGCUAUCAGUUCGUGCACGUUGACAGCCGCUAUGUUGUUGGCGCAACAAAGCCUGCGUUCUGAUGUUGCAAACUUCUCCAAUCACAUUGGUCCCUACGGCGUGAGAAUCCUUCUGCACGAUAAGUACUACACGGAUACUAAUCCAACGUUCAAGACGCGCUUCAACGUGCCCAUCAUGAUCCAGGGCACCACCCCGAACGCGGCGAUCGUGGGCGAGGCUGUUGAUAAAAGUUGCAGCGACUGCGGAGGCGACAAUAUUAUCUUCUUUUUGAAGAGCAACAUCACGACUUACGCAAAACCCGGUGAUACGAAAGCCCCCGAUGACGACAAAAUAAUACACUCGGAUUAUAACCGCUCGGAGUAUAAUUCACAUGGUGCUGAGGGCGGUUAUGUUCAGUGGUUAGCCAGCGAAUGGAAUGCAACAGGUAUUCAUCCCAAUUUAUCAUCCCGGGUGGCGGACAACGAGAAGACGUACGAUUAUCCAGCGCGGGAUGAGGACCCUACUUACGCCCCUCUCGUCUUCAACAACGCCUCGAGGAUGUGGUCCGAAGAUCCUUUAUGUUUCCCACAGGUUAACGGUGUGAAUAAAAAUGAUAAUCACUGCGCUUCAGGGUACGCGGCGUUCGAUGACUACGAAACGUUCGACCCUAGAGACCUAGAUUACACGACCGGUAAAUACGCGUUAUGGCUGAAGGACCUCACGCUCGAGCGAAAUCUCCCAUCAGGAAGCGACGAUAGCGACAGUUAUCAAGCGAUCGGCAUAGAAAUGUAUGAAGGCUGGACCGUGAAGCUGGAAAACGUCACUUCCAGAUGUGUCGUCAUGAACAUGGUCACGGGGAGCGUGCUCUUCGUCGAGAACUCCGUGUUUGAAUGUGAUGAUUUAGGGCAGUAUGCGCACUUUGUGAUGAGCGGGGGUGAUGGCGAUCGCGAGAUCUACAUGCAGAAGGGAUAUUACCACAAGUUUGCGACGACCUUGGAGGUGUCCGACUCGACGUUUACAGGCGGUCAAUCGCUGGGAAUGAGUGGUAGUAUACAAUGGGCGGGCGGAUCAUGGACACGCUUACCUCCGGUUAUCGCGCACUUCCAGGAUUGCACUUUCACCAGAUCGACCGUGGCAAUUGAGAAAGGCAUGGUGGCGACGUUCCGUGACUGCACCUUUGAGGAGGCGGAUAGAGCCGUUUCUGUAGAUAGUGCCUUCGUGGCGUUCCAACGCUGCAAAUUUACCGAGUGCAACGGCCUGUAUGGGGCCGCCUUUAAUGGGGGAGGGCAAGACAUGAGAAUGACUGACCCGGCGAUGAACGUGCAGUUCAUGGAUUCAGAUUUCAUCGAUUGCGAAGCCACAGAUAGAGGUGGGGCGAUGUUGUUGAGAGAAUCCUCUUACGUCAUGAUGCGCGACUCGAGGAUGACCGGUUGUACAGCAGCCAUGGGUGGGGCGAUCUUUGCGAUGGGAUCGGGCGCUGGCUUGACCUUGUUGAACGUCACGUUUAAUGGGAACGAAGCGUGGGAGGGAGGUGGAGGGGCGUUGGCUCUUACGACCACCACGGAUUCCAUCAAACCGCAAGAGUACAUAACGGCUGUGCCCACGGCGUAUGACAUCAGCGGUA
Messenger RNA from Micromonas pusilla CCMP1545, 2362 nucleotides. RefSeq lists its product as uncharacterized. The transcript has a single exon. The annotation marks the transcript as partial. The record is from RefSeq and is a predicted model, not a curated record. Lineage: Eukaryota; Viridiplantae; Chlorophyta; Mamiellophyceae; Mamiellales; Mamiellaceae.